Molecule: messenger RNA, 1737 nt
Organism: Saccharomycodes ludwigii
Lineage: Eukaryota; Fungi; Ascomycota; Saccharomycetes; Saccharomycodales; Saccharomycodaceae
Product: MFS transporter
Exons: 1
Coding region: 1-1737 (578 amino acids)
Biological process (GO): transmembrane transport
Cellular component (GO): membrane
Molecular function (GO): transmembrane transporter activity
Source: RefSeq, a predicted model, not a curated record
AUGACUGCCACGGAAAUUCGACAAAAACAUGAACACGCGUCCACUUAUUUGAAUACCGAUUCAGACAUCGAGAUCAGAACUACUAAUACCUCUACAACCCAUCAAACUACAGACACUUUACCAAUUGAUCAAUACAUCAACAACAAAGAAAACAAAAGCAUUCCUGCAUUGCCCACAAUAACAAAUAACACCGCAAGGACAGUGGAAACAUACUCAAACAUAGAUGAUAACAAUCCCGAACAUGUUUAUUCCAUGUAUCCAGAUGAACAAAAUUUACGGAAAGAAGUUACUAGAGCAAGUGAGGUGGCCAGCAGUUUGAAUUUGCCAGAGAACUUCGAAAUUUUUUUAGAAGAUAACGAUCCUGAGAAUUUGGCAAACAAUUUUUCAUUGACCAGAAAAUAUUACAUCACCAUUUUGGUAUCAGCAACCUCAAUGAUAAUCACAAUUUUGUCAUCGUGUUGGACUUUUGUUUCGCCCAAAGUGAUGGAAAAAUUUCACCUAGGCCAUGAAGUUGGUGUUUUAGGGAUUUCACUUUUCAUAUUUGGACUAGGUGUUGGUCCAUUAUUUCUAAGCCCAUUGAGCGAGUUAUAUGGCAGAAAACCUACUUUUAUACUAAGUUUGUUUAUGCUCAUUUGUUGGGAAAUUCUAACUGCUUGGUCCAAAACCUAUGCUGGGAUAAUGUUGGGUAGAUUUUUGUCUGGCUUUUUUGGUUCUGCGUUUUUAAGUGUUGCAGGUGGUGUAUUAACCGACAUUUUAAGUAGGAGUGAAAUAACUAUCCCAAUGAUGAUUUAUUCAUUAUCUCCAUUUUUAGGUCCAGCAAUUGGUCCUAUAUUAGGCGCUGCAUUUUACCAUGAUGAUUAUGAAUGGACAUUUGUUGUUCUACUAAUUGCUACUGGCGUAUCUUUUGUAUUACUUAUUGUUACACUGCCAGAAACUUACAAACCACUUUUAUUGAUUAAAAAGGCUAAAAGAAUUCGAACUGAAACUGGUGAUGAAAGAUAUUAUGCUCCAUUGGAAAUUUCCAGAAAAGAAACUAGUAUCUUGUCGGCUGUUCUGUUGAGUGUUAAGAGACCAUUUGGAUUGUUAUUAUUUGACCCGAUGAUGGGUGUUUUAUGCUUUUAUACUGGAUUAGAACUAGCAAUCGUUUAUUUAUUUUUUGUUGCAUUCCCAUAUAUUUAUAAAAAAUUAUAUAGGAUGACACCUGCAGAAAUUGGUUGUACUUAUUUAGGUUUAGCUGUUGGUAUGAUUAUUAUAGCUCCAACAACAUUUAUAUUACAAAAAAGGUAUUUACAAAGAGUCAAAGACAAUGAUGGGAAAAGCGUGCCUGAAUUUAGAUUUGAACCAUUGUUUUAUGGUGCAUUUUUGUCUCCGAUGGGGCUAAUGAUCUUUGCAUGGACUUGUUAUUCGCAUGUUCAUUGGAUUGGAUCUAUUAUCGGUGCAGGUGUUUUUGGAUCUGGAGUUUUUUAUAUUUUUAAUGGAGUUUUUGGAUAUACAGUCGAUGCUUAUAGGUUGUAUGCUGCUACUGGUAUGGCUUGUAAUUCAUUUGUUAGAAGCUUUAUGAGCGGUGUCUUCCCACUUUUCGGUUUACAAAUGUACGAAAGGAUGGGUAUUAAUUGGGCUGGAUUUUUUUUAAGUUGUUUAAAUAUUCUGAUGAUUCCAGUUCCCUUUUUAUUUAAUAAAUAUGGUGCGUAUUUAAGAUCCAAAAGCCCUUACAGUUGGGAUGAUGAAGACACUUAA